Messenger RNA from Planococcus citri (citrus mealybug), 2143 nucleotides. RefSeq lists its product as uncharacterized. The record is from RefSeq and is a predicted model, not a curated record. Lineage: Eukaryota; Metazoa; Arthropoda; Insecta; Hemiptera; Pseudococcidae. Bases 235 to 1794 code for a protein of 519 amino acids. The transcript has 9 exons.
AUUUUUGAUUUUUCACUUAAUUUAGUUAAUUUAAGUUAUUCCAGUUUCUAAAUUGACAAAUGUUCAGUACGGUUCAGUUUCCUUUUUUGCAUAAAUAAUCAUUUUGUAAUAAGUAUUCAAUUUUUGCAUGUGAGAAUCGCCUCGCGCUAAUGGUCGAGAAAAGUUCAUAAAAACUGCAAACAUAGUUCAUCUACAAUAGUGAAGAAAGAAUAUAGGUACACUGCUAAAAAAGAAAUGAACCCGAACUACUUUCGAUCCAAACUACCCAAAUUCAAAACAUAUGCUCAUCCGGCAGAUCAACAGAAUCAAAAAACCAGCAUGGCUAAUUACCGAGAAAUUAUUCCAAACAGAAAACUAACGGUGAAGAGAGGCGUGUUUCCUUACGCAAUUCACGCUAAUCCAGUUUCAAAACAAGAGGUAUUUGGAAAGGACCAACAUCUUUCAAAUGAUCAGAACGAUAGUUUUCAGAAGCAGAAAAAUGUUUUCAAUUUAUUUAAUGAGAAAAAUCCUAGUGGAGAACCACUAUUCGAAAACAAAACUAAACCAGCAGCAUCGACUGGAUUUUUUGGAUCGAAUACACAGCGGCAGGCAACUCCAAUUCCAUCAAAAUCGAAGAAUCCAGGAAACGAAGAUGUAACCCUUUCGAGUUCCAGUAACACCACGAAGAUUAAUAAGAAAGUUUUAUUAGAUCAGUAUCUUACGGAACAGUACAACGCCGUUGUUAAAGCCAAAAAUUCUUCCACUACUCGACAUAAAUUCAUGAAUUUUGAUGCUCAGGAGGCGUUUCAAAUUUGUACGUACAAACGAAUCGGUGAAGUUAUGAAUGAAUCGAUAAUCACAGCUAGUUCGAGAUUCAAAUGCUCCUUAGAACUGACGUCAAAAAUUCGAAAGAACUUGUGCAAACUACACAUAGAAAGAAAAAAUGAACAAAAUUUGGAAGAAACUCGUGCAGAGUUUCCCGACUGCCCAGCUGAUAAAUGCGAACCUGCUACUCAUAAAGAAAAUCGACCUCGUGAAAAUGUGUUCGCCUCCUCUCCCAAUAACGUAUUUCCGGAGAAAAAACGUGCAAAAAAUGAAAAUAAAAUGGACUUCAGAAAUGGCGGAUUUCGAUUUGAUGAUUCAACUAUCGAAAAUGAUAGGCUAUCGUAUUGGAAAGGAAACAAUAUGCGUAAUCAACUAAACGGAGGAAAUGAUAGAAAUUAUCAACGUUCUCCUCGUCUAUUUGGUGUGCCGGAAAAAAGCAAUGGUUAUAAUCUGACACCUUCGUCACCGCCAAAUAUUAAUCGUAAUUUUGAAAAAGAACUACGUACGCCAGUUUUUUUGGGAAAAGCGCAUAAUCGCGAUAAUAAAAAUAUACCUUUAUCGCCAACCCGCGGAGGAAACUUUUCACCGAACGAUCAUUUGGAGUCUGGAUGUAAAGCUGUAAAUAGUCCAACGUUAUUCUUCAGUGAUACAGUUGAUUCUCCAAUUACUCCGAAAAAUGAUGAGAAUAUGAAUGCGACGAUGCCUGCCAAUAACAAGAUGUUUUCUUUGGAUUCUGCUGUUUUCAAGAGAAAGUUUAGCCCGGAAUUAGCUAAUCCUAUCGAAAUUUUGAAAUGCUCUCGCAGAAAAUCAAAGUCGAAUAAAAAGAAAACGCCGCGGGAGAAAAUAAUUACACCUAAUCCUUCGUAUUCUGAUUCGACUUGUCAUGGCGCUCGUUUCAAACAUUACAAUGGAUAUCGUGAUGAAAAGUUUCUUACAAGACGUUAUAAAUAUUCUAAGUUUAAUUUAAACGAAGGAAAAUAUUUUUCAUAACUCUAUGAAUGGAGGUAGCCUAGUUGUUAUGAUGUUUAAAUUGUUCCAAUUUCAUUUUUGGUUUUAUAAUAUCAGUGUACCUAUCUAUAUGAAUGUACUUAUCCGUAAUUGAGUAUAAAAUACAAUAAUGUUAAAAAAUCUAACAAAGAUGCAUGUCAACAGUCAAACAUCUACUGUUGAAUUCUAUGCCGCUGAUAAAGAUAUCGGUUGUUCAACGAUUAUUGUUCCUGUGUUAUGCGAUAGUACUAUUUUAGUCUUUAGAUUAGUUUGUGUUCUAGUACAUAGAAGAAUAUUUUGUUAUUUUUGUGUUCAAGUUUUGAGUGAAUCUAAAAUGUAUUCGAAAAUAUUA